AUGUCUGACGCAGCGCGAGAGCAGGAGGAGCACGUGGAAGACGAGGAGGAGGAUGGACCCGCAGAACGAGAUGGAGGUGAGUCUCGGUUCUACGAAAUUCCAUGGCUGCUCGAUGUCACCACUAUACUGCCAGUGCACUCUCAGCACAUUGCUCCAAAAAUCCCAGAAGGCCAGCGAGUGGACUUUGAUGACAUCCACAGGAAGCGGAUGGAGAAGGACCUGCUGGAGCUGCAGACACUGAUCGAAGUCCACUUUGUCCAGAGGAAGAGAGAAGAGGAGGAGCUGAUCAUGUUGAAAGAGAGAAUUGAGAACCGCAGGGCUGCGCGGGCCGAGCAGCAGAGGGUUCGAGCGGAGAACGAGAGAGUCAGGCAGGCGAGGAUUGCGGAAGAGCGACAGAGGAAGGAGGACGAGGAGGCAAAACGCAGGGCUGACGACGAGGCGAAGAAGAAGAAGGUCCUGUCCAACAUGGGAGCGCAUUUCGGAGGAUUUCUAGCUAAGGUGGAGCAGAGGGGACGUGGGAAAAGACAAACGGCGAGAGAGAUCAAGAGGAAGACUCUGGCUGAGAGACGCAAACCUUUCGCGAUUGACCACCUGAGAGAGGACGGCCUGAGAGAGCAGGCUAGAGAGAUGUGGGAGUGGAUCCACCAGCUGGAGUCGGAGAAGUUUGACCUCAAUGAGAAGAUCAGGAGACAGAAAUACGAGAUAGUCGUACUUCUCAAUCGCAUCUCCCACGCGCAAAAAUUUAAGAAGGGGACGGGCAGCAAGGGCAAAGUGGGAGGGCGCUGGAAGUGACGCGAAGGAAAGCACGGAAAGAUAUUUAACGCGUGGAAAUUUGUAUUAGGGGAACAAUGAGCUUGUUGGUUAAAAGUGAUCAUAUAUCCGUUUAUUUACAUUUGGUGUCUGUAGUUGUAAUGCUACUCAAGAAAUACAGAAAUAAAUGUGAUGUCAUUACAUCCAGCUCGACACUUCUACAGUAUGACUGAUUUCCUUCUUCCAGCGGUGUGUUAAUAGUAAUAAACUGUGUUAAAAGUG
Molecule: messenger RNA, 1032 nt
Organism: Ictalurus furcatus (blue catfish)
Lineage: Eukaryota; Metazoa; Chordata; Actinopteri; Siluriformes; Ictaluridae
Product: troponin T, slow skeletal muscle-like
Exons: 11
Coding region: 1-792 (263 amino acids)
Biological process (GO): slow-twitch skeletal muscle fiber contraction; regulation of muscle contraction; sarcomere organization
Cellular component (GO): troponin complex
Molecular function (GO): tropomyosin binding; troponin T binding
Source: RefSeq, a predicted model, not a curated record